Molecule: messenger RNA, 934 nt
Organism: Drosophila teissieri
Lineage: Eukaryota; Metazoa; Arthropoda; Insecta; Diptera; Drosophilidae
Exons: 3
Coding region: 112-771 (219 amino acids)
Source: RefSeq, a predicted model, not a curated record
UUAUAUACGAUUUCUGUCCGGCGAAAAGUUCCGUUAGGAGCAAGAACAAGAGUUAAAGCAUUGGUACCAAAUAAUAUUGCUCCAAAAGUUGUUGUCUCUGUCCCAAUAAAAAUGGAGUUACGCAGCCGAACAAACAGGAGACUAGUGGACUUCCUCAAAAGCGCUGGCGUUUACGAGGAAGGCAUGGACAUCGAGGAAAUGACCGAGCUAGCAAGUGUCAUGCAGCAAUCUGCGAGUAUCAGUCCCCAGGACGAAGAUCUGGAAAGGGCUCUGCAGGAGAGCGAGUUGGAGUUUUUGACCUCGCACCCUAGUGCUUUGCACAAUUCCACGAUGAUCAUAUCGCCGCAAAUGACCAGGAGGAAUCCCUCGGACAUGGACAGUCCACCGAGCGAACCAAUCCGCAUAACUUUUCGGGCUUUGGUGCAUCAUGCCAUGGACUGGAGUCCCACCUCGGAGAAUCGAGUUCCAGAUCGCAAACGAAGUGCCGCGGAUAACAACCAAAUUGUCGAAGUAGGUGGCAAACGUUCCAGAGCACCGGUCAUCAGCAUAGGCCAGGCUCCGGUUGAGGAGCCCCACAACGGCGAUGUCACACCCGUUCUCCAGGGCAACGAGGGCGACUCCGGCGUCAGUUGGGAGGAGGUAUCUCUGUCCAGCGCCAGCGAUAGCAGCACUUUACCUUCCAUCGGUGAAAUGCCCGAUCGCCAUUUAAUUAGCACCAGCAGCGUCGCCGUUUCGGAUUUCUCAGAUGUCAAUGAAAUCAGCCAGGAAUAAGCUGUUAUUGCCAAUGUUUUGUAGUUUAUGUUUCCGAAUCGAAUGCAGCAAAGAUUUUACAAUGUUUAUGGCCCCAACAUGUCUAUAAAAUGAGUACUCGAAUAUGUUACCUAUAUGUAUGUCACAUUAAAGGAUUGAAUGAUUGCCCAAAAGUCUACCAGAA